Molecule: messenger RNA, 1208 nt
Organism: Prorocentrum cordatum
Lineage: Eukaryota; Dinophyceae; Prorocentrales; Prorocentraceae
Source: the annotation of a GenBank genome assembly
CAAGAGCCGCCUGUAUGGGGGACGUGCCCGACCUAAACGCAGCGCGUCGCAGAGGCCGCCGCCGCGACACGCCGAGCAGGCUUCGCCAUUCGCCCUGGCCGGGGCGGCCCGCCCUUCCUGCGGCGCUGCGCCCUCCUUCUCGACGUGAGCUCGCCGCUCGUGCUUGCGCUGCCAGGGCUGUUUCUUCCUCUUCUUUUUUUGUUUCUCUCUGUCUCUCUCCCUUUUUUCGCUGUGUCUCGUACGGUGGGGGCGUUGGUUAGGGAAUGCGCCCAGGAGGCUGCAGACCUUGGGGGAUUCCGUAUCUGGUGCUGGCGGCGGUGAUGAUCCAUGGCCCAGCCUCGAUUGGAGUUCCGCCGUCCUCCAGACCCUGGAUUCCUUAUCUACACCUCCGAGCCGUUGGCGGAGGCGGAGGCCUUCGUCCAGGGGCUGGCGGCGGGCUGGCGGCUGGCCGAAGGAGCCUCUGAGUCGUUCGGCCCCGAGCGGCUGGAGGCGGCAGAGCAGGACGACGAGGUGGCGGACCCUGCGCAUCACAGCGUUGAGGGCGCCUCCACCUGCGUUUCCGAAGAGUUCGUCACCGCCAGCGGCCUCGCCGACAGCUUCGGCGCGGAGGCCAUGGGCGCGGCGGACCCUGAGGAGGGGCAGGACGUCGCGGCGCACUUCAGCAAUCAGGCGGCGGCGGCGCACGGACCCAGCGUCGAUCUCGCAGAGCUCUUCGCCAGCUUCGAAGAGAUGCUAGGGGUUGGCGUAUCCGUGAGCUCCGCCAACCAGGCUGACGUGCAGUUGAUUCGGCACCCCAGCAAACUGUCGGGCACCGCAUGUGAGACCGUGCAGCUCUUCGACCCGAUCGAGGAGCCCGAGUCUGGCGAAGCGGAGCCCGAAGGCAAGCAGGCAGAGGCUGUGCACGGCGCAGCGGUGCCCAAGGUGCGGGAUCUGGAGUGCGCCCGCCUCGAGAGGGCGCUGGAGGCCCAGGUCCUGCUGUUCGAAUCGCUCGAGUCGGAGCGUGCCUCGCCGCGACGGCUGGACCCGCAGCGAGAAGCUGUGAGAGCGGCGCUCGCGGCCCUGGAACACGCCAGGCGACAGGGCGACUCGUGAAGGUGGUCGUGGGCAUCGUGCGGCCGCUAGACGUGCCUUGCCCUCUCGCCCUCCUUCCCCCUUGUUGAAUUGAAUGCAUGACCACGCGCCUGCUCGCGGGUGCUCGAAGAGUAAAG